Messenger RNA from Sebastes umbrosus (honeycomb rockfish), 1876 nucleotides. Its product is annotated as GA-binding protein subunit beta-1-like. The record is from RefSeq and is a predicted model, not a curated record. The transcript is spliced from 8 exons. Gene Ontology annotation, molecular function: transcription cis-regulatory region binding; protein binding. Gene Ontology annotation, biological process: positive regulation of transcription by RNA polymerase II. Gene Ontology annotation, cellular component: nucleus. Lineage: Eukaryota; Metazoa; Chordata; Actinopteri; Perciformes; Sebastidae. The coding region runs from base 162 to 1496 and encodes 444 amino acids.
UUUACGUUCGUCACGUCGCCGCCAUUUUUAAUACACAAAAUAAUAAAAAACAAAAUUGUUUUUGUUUUUCGCGAAAAGAAGUUACGAAAGUGUAACAAUCACCCGACGUUUACCAGAAAAAUCAGCGAAAUUAAUACUCUUUUGACAUCGCCACUUUAAAGAUGUCACUGGUGCAUCUUGGGCAGCAGCUGCUGGAGGCAGUGCGAAGUGGACAGGAUGACGAUGUCAAAGCUCUGAUGGCCAAUGGGGCUCCGUUCACCACAGACUGGCUGGGCUCGUCGCCGCUGCAUCUCGCAGCCCAGUACGGUCAUCACUCCACCGCCGAGGUGCUGCUGCGUGCCGGCGUCAGCAGGGACGCCCGGACCAAAGUGGACAAGACCCCUCUUCACAUGGCCGCCUCAGAGGGUCACUCCACCUUAGUGGACCUGUUAGUGCAGAACGGCGCCGACAUCAACGCCAAAGACAUGCUGAAGAUGACGGCGCUGCACUGGGCGGCUCAGCACGGCCACAGGGAGGUGGCCGAGCUCCUGCUGAGGUACGGCGCAGACGUCCACUGCCUCAGCAAGUUCGACAAGACGCCCUUCGACAUCGCCAUGGAUACCAGCAACACUGAGCUGAUGAUACUGCUACAGGACGGCAUGCAGAACCAGGUAAACAUCGACCCAGAGGCCCACUACAUCAUCCGUGCUGGUGGGCUGGUCAACCUCUCAGACCUGGUCACCACUACCAAGACAUCCGCAGGCAAGUCAGAGGACGUCAUGGCUGCGGAGUCGGUGGAAACAACCAUUCAGCAUGUGGUGGGCGACGGCGGGCAGAGGGUCAUUACCAUAGUGACGGACCAACACGGCAACCUGCAGCCAGCGACUAUGGGCCAGCAGUUCAUCUUCACCCUGCAGGGGCAGCAGAUGGUGGCUUUGCCAGCCAGCGCAAUCACAGAGGAGGUGGUGGUCGAGGAGCCUCGGCAGGCCACGCCCACACGCAAAAGGAAGACAGACCCCGCAGCCAAUCACAUCAGCCUAAAAGACAAGAAGGUCAAAGAAAGUCGUGAGCAGCUGGAGCGGCAGCUGCAGGAAGCCAAUCUUAAAGCCCAGGGGUACCAGCAGCAGCUCCUGCAGAAGGAGCAAGAGGCCGAGCAGUAUCGCCUCAAACUGGAGCAGGCCAUCGCCACCAGUAACAACAGCAUCAACAACGCCAUCACUGCGAUGACGGUUACCUUAAACAACGGUGCUACAGUGAAGCAGGAGGAGGAGGAGGAGAUGAUGGUAGAGGAGCAGCUAGAGUUGACGGAGGAGGCUGCAACAAAAGAGACGAUAGAAGACGAGAGGGGAAACGCAAAGGGCGAGGGAGAGGUCAUCUGUGAACUGCAACAAGAUGCUAUUCUUGUGAAUGAGUGUGAGCCGGAUGUGGAGGUCGCAGGUGCAGGGGAAACACACGAGUCAUCCCCCUGUCGGCGAGGCCAAGGUAGAAGGAGAGGCAGAGGGGGACGCAGACAUUAGCUGACAUGUUUUGUGAUAAUCUAUUUAUUUGAUUUUAUAACCCUUUUGUAAAAAAUUUUGAACUUUAGACUUUUGUAAAUAUGUCAACAUUUUCAUGCAGCACAAACCUCAUGAGGAUUUUAGAUUAAGUUAGAUUAGAUUAUGCUAUUUUAUUAUCUUCACGUGUGGCGUCUGCCUAUAGUUUAGCCAUCUGUGUUUACUGUGCACUAACUGGUGGCUGUGCAGUCGGUGUACGCUGUGAUAAUUAGUUUAUUAGAUUAAAUCCAAAGUGGCAGAAACGAGAAAGCAAUUAAUAUUUUCUAGGGCUGUCAAUCGUUUAAAACAUUUAAUGGAGAUUGUGUGAAUCGCAAAUUAAUUACCCAUUUUUUAUCUGUUCAAAA